Messenger RNA from Solea solea (common sole), 1846 nucleotides. It is a transcript of the gene pheta2, whose product is annotated as PH domain containing endocytic trafficking adaptor 2. Gene Ontology annotation, cellular component: early endosome; recycling endosome; trans-Golgi network. The record is from RefSeq and is a predicted model, not a curated record. The transcript is spliced from 5 exons. Bases 364 to 1146 code for a protein of 260 amino acids. NCBI's taxonomy places the organism in Eukaryota, Metazoa, Chordata, Actinopteri, Pleuronectiformes, Soleidae. Gene Ontology annotation, biological process: receptor recycling; retrograde transport, endosome to Golgi; endosome organization.
GGGAGGAUGGGUUCAGAUAAUCAGAGAGAGAGAGAGAGAGAGAGAGCGAGAGCAUAUAAUAUGUCAGGAUUUUGUUACCAGGAAGUGGGUCGAGUUAUUUAUAUUUCAACACUCGUCCUCUUGGUCCUGAGGCAGAAACAGUGUUAGUAACCUGAAACUAUAUAAUCAAGCAUCGUCUGGAUCUGCUCCUGUUGUAAUGACAAGAACUAGAGCAAAAAAGAAAUAUCUGUAAAUGUUACUAUACUGUUCAGUCUGUGAGUCGCCAUGAAGGAUUCAAGAUAAAACACAGAUAAAGGUGAAGCUAAUUUUAACGACUUAUAUUCAAACCAGUUUGCGGCAGUGGGUCCUGACCAAGGUGGUGGGAUGAAGCUCCACAAAAAGAUUUUGACCCAUUAUCUGUCCUGCACUUCUCCAGUAGACAAAGAGGGAUAUCUCUACAAAAAGAGAGAACGAAAUGGCACCUACCAGCGGAGGUGGUUCGUGCUGAAGGCAAACCUGCUUUUCUACCAGGAGCGGCCGGCUGACAGACACCUGCUGGGUGUCAUCGUGCUGGAGGGAUGUGCAGUGAGGAGCUCACAGUGUGAGGAUGAGUUUGCCUUUUCCCUGGUGUUCGAGGGGCCUGGACUCAAAACGUACACAUUUGCAGCAGUGGAUUGUCAGACUCGGGAGAGCUGGGUGAAAGCUCUGCUGUCAGCAAGUCACUGUUACCUGUCACUGCUGGUCAGAGACCUGGGGAGACAGUAUGAAGAGGCGAAACAGCUCCCACGCUCUGGUGAAUCCCAUCUCAGCUCCUCGGUCAGUUUGCUCAAGCCGUCCCCGGCCUGCUCGUUCUUCUCUGGGCAUGGACCGACAGCAGUGGUCAGACAGGGCCGAAGCUUCAGUGCCAGCAGUGUUUUACAGGCUCCUUCCAUGUCCAGUAGAGUGGCAGCUAAAAAGUCCCCCAAACUGUGGCACAGGAGAAAUGCCCUGGUCACACCUCUCAACGGACCAGCACCUUACGGCGAGUGGCCUUUGGUGGGUUUGGAUCUGUUUGAGGACUUCAGCAAACUUCAUGACUAUUACGGCCAGGAAGUGAGGAGAGCGAAGGGGGAGUGGCUGAGGAGUCGACGCACAGCAGAGGAUGGAGAUCUCAUUGACCUGGGGUGAAGAGAAAGAAAAAAAAAACACCUGGCAGUUAAGAAACUGUUUUAGAGAAACUGAGGUUUUCCUGUGUAGCAAAGAGGAACUGGACCUGAAACGUGUGAGGUUAAAACUAAAACUGUGUUUUCUGAUAAAGAACUUGAGGUUUCUCAUGAUCGACUUUCACACAUGUAUUUGUUCAUAUGAGAAGAAGUGAUUUUCUCUCUUCUGGCUGCAGAGCAGAAAACUACAGAAAGAAACACAAAAAUGAACAAACAAAAAGUAUGUAUGACAUGUUAAACUUAUCACGUGUUACUGUAAGAUACUGUUGUGGUCAUGUGUGACAGGAUCCUGAAACUGAAAACAUCUGCAUCGUUCACACACAUGCUUUUAAACACAUGUAUUAGACCACCACACACGUGAGGUUUAUGCAACAGCUGCACUAAAUUAACAGCAUUGAUAAUUAUCACAAUCAUUUGAACAGAAAAAUUCGUUUUAGUGGUUGAAUGUUAUGCUCGAUUCAUUUCUGUCUUCUCAGAGAAGAAGCCCAGUGAGGCGGGCUGAAAUUUGGAUAUAAAAAGGUGAAUUCAGUUUUGUUAUUUGCCAAAUAAAUAACAAUAACAAUUUUAACUUAUUUUUUUAUUUUUAUUUUUUUUAAAGAUUUCAGGUGGUCUAAUACAUUUGUUAAGUACUGUACAUGUAACAUCAUCACAUUUGAUCAAGACAU